Molecule: messenger RNA, 3552 nt
Organism: Zingiber officinale
Lineage: Eukaryota; Viridiplantae; Streptophyta; Magnoliopsida; Zingiberales; Zingiberaceae
Product: cellulose synthase-like protein D4
Exons: 2
Coding region: 1-3426 (1141 amino acids)
Biological process (GO): plant-type primary cell wall biogenesis; cellulose biosynthetic process
Cellular component (GO): trans-Golgi network; plasma membrane
Molecular function (GO): cellulose synthase (UDP-forming) activity; mannan synthase activity
Source: RefSeq, a predicted model, not a curated record
AUGGCGUCGUCGCACAAUCCAACGAAGAAGGCGAUCCGUAACUCCGGCGGCGUCGGCUCCGGCGGCUCCGGAAGUAAUCAAGGCAACCGGGGCGGCGCGAGCGGGCAAUCGGUGAAGUUUGCGAGGAGGACGUCGAGCGGCCGCUACGUGAGCCUGUCGAGGGAGGACAUCGACAUGUCCGGAGAAAUUGCAGGGGACUACAUGAAUUACACCGUGCACAUCCCGCCCACGCCCGACAACCAACCGAUGGACGGACUGACGGAGACGGAGUCGGUGGCGCGCAAGGCCGAGGAACACUACGUCUCCAAUUCGCUCUUCACCGGCGGAUUCAACAGCGUGACCAGGGCGCACGUCAUGGACAAGGUGAUCGAUUCCCAAGUGUCCCAUCCCCAGAUGGUCGGCGCCAAGGGCUCCUCCUGCGCCAUGCCGGCGUGCGACGGCAAAGUCAUGAGGGACGAGCGAGGCGACGACGUCGACCCCUGCGAGUGCAGGUUCAAGAUAUGCAGGGAUUGCUACAUGGACGCGCUCAAGGACAGGGGGCAAUGCCCAGGCUGCAAGGAACCAUACAAGACAGAGGAAUACGACGACGACGCACCCAACUUCGGCUCCGGCGCUCUAUCUCUUCCGGCUCCGGGCAAUUCCAAGCUGGCCGAGAACAGAAUGUCACUGAUGCGUAGCCAGACCGGGGAAUUCGAUCACAACCGAUGGCUGUUCGAGAGCCAAGGCACGUACGGCUACGGCAAUGCCUACUGGCCGAAAGAUGGGAUGUACGAGGAAGAUCUGGAAGGAAAUGGCAUCCCUGAUAUGGUCGAUAAGGGCUGGAAACCCUUGACUAGAAAAAUCCCGAUGCCUGCCGGAAUCAUCAGCCCUUACAGGUUGCUUAUAUUUGUGAGAUUGGUCGCUCUGGGUUUCUUCUUGAACUGGAGAUUGAACCAUCCGAAUGAAGAGGCGAUGUGGCUGUGGGGCAUGUCGAUCGUCUGCGAGAUCUGGUUUGCUUUCUCCUGGAUCCUCGACGUCAUCCCCAAGUUGCACCCGAUCAACAGGGCGACCGAUCUCUCAGUGCUCAAGGAAAAGUUCGAAACGGUAACUCCGGCCAACCCCACAGGCCGCUCUGACCUCCCCGGCGUCGACUUCUUUGUCUCCACCGCUGAUCCGGAGAAGGAGCCCCCGCUGGUCACGGCCAACACGAUUCUGUCGAUUCUGGCCAUCAACUACCCGGUGGAGAAGCUGGCGUGCUACAUAUCGGACGACGGCGGCGCGCUGCUCACCUUCGAGGCGAUGGCGGAGGCGGCGAGCUUUGCCAACGUUUGGGUUCCCUUUUGCCGAAAGCAUGAUAUCGAACCUCGAAACCCCGACAGCUACUUCAGCUUGAAGGGCGACCCGACGAAGAAUAAAAGGCGACCGGACUUCGUGAAGGACAGGCGAAAAGCGAAGAGAGAGUACGACGAGUUCAAGGUGAGGAUCAACGGGUUGCCCGACUCCAUCAGGAGGCGCUCCGACGCGUUCAACGCGCGAGAGGAGGUGAAAGCGAUGAAGCACAUCAAGGAGAGCGGUGGGGAUCGGACGGAGCCGAUCAAAAUCGCCAAAGCAACAUGGAUGGCCGACGGCACGCACUGGCCGGGGACCUGGGCCGCCUCCGCCCCUGAGCAUGGCAAGGGCGACCACCCGAGCAUCUUGCAGGUGAUGCUAAAACCCCCUUCUUCGGAUCCGCUGUACGGCAUGCCGGACGAGGAACAAAUCAUCGACUACUCGGACGUGGACAUCCGGUUGCCGAUGCUGGUGUACAUGUCGCGCGAGAAGCGACGAGGGUACGACCACAACAAGAAAGCCGGAGCCAUGAACGCGUUGGUGCGAGCGUCGGCGAUCAUGUCCAACGGCCCCUUCAUCCUCAACCUGGACUGCGACCACUACAUCUAUAACGCCGAUGCGCUGCGUGAGGGCAUGUGCUUCAUGAUGGACAGAGGCGGCGAUCGCAUUUGUUACAUCCAAUUUCCCCAGAGAUUCGAGGGCAUUGACCCCUCCGAUCGUUAUGCUAACCACAACACGGUCUUCUUCGACGGAAACAUGCGCGCUCUCGAUGGUGUCCAGGGCCCUGUUUACGUGGGGACUGGUUGCUUGUUUCGACGAUUUGCACUCUACGGAUUUGAUCCUCCGCGAGCAACAGAGUACUCUCGAUUGUUCACGAACAAGCACAAGAAGAACACGUACAAAGAGGCUGACUCGGAGUCGCAGGCGCUAAGAACGGAAGACUUCGACGCGGAGCUCGACCCGGCGUUGCUGCCCAAGAGAUUCGGCAACUCUGCAGCAUUGUCCGAGUCGAUACCGGUGGCUGAAUUCCAAGGCCGGCCUCUGGCCGACCAUCCCGGGGUGAAGCACGGCCGCCCUCCCGGCGCUCUGACGGUUCCACGGCCGCCGCUUGAUCCGUCGACGGUGGCGGAGGCGGUUUCCGUCACGUCCUGUUGGUACGAGGACAAGACGGAGUGGGGUGAUCGGGUAGGGUGGAUCUAUGGAUCGGUGACAGAGGACGUGGUGACAGGGUACCGAAUGCACAACCGCGGAUGGCGCUCGGUGUAUUGCAUCACAAAGCGCGACGCCUUCCGCGGAUCUGCGCCGAUCAAUCUGACUGACCGCCUCCACCAGGUGCUCCGGUGGGCGACGGGCUCCGUCGAGAUCUUCUUCUCUCGGAACAACGCCCUGCUGGCGUCGCGCCGGCUCAAGCUCCUGCAACGCCUCGCCUACCUCAACGUCGGAAUCUACCCCUUCACCUCCAUUUUCCUGCUCGUCUACUGCUUCCUCCCGGCCUUCUCCCUCUUCUCCGGCUUCUUCAUCGUCCAGACGCUGAACGUCACCUUCCUCGUCUACCUGCUCACCAUCACCCUCACGCUCAUUGCCCUGGCGAUCCUCGAGGUGAAGUGGUCAGGCGUCGGCCUGGAGGAGUGGUGGCGCAACGAGCAGUUCUGGCUUAUUUCCGGCACCAGCGCCCACCUUUACGCGGUGGUCCAAGGACUCCUCAAGGUCAUCGCUGGGAUCGAGAUCUCUUUCACGCUCACCUCCAAAUCGGCCGCAGAAGAUGAGGAUGACAUCUACGCCGACCUCUACUUGGUGAAGUGGACGUCGCUCAUGAUCCCUCCCAUCACCAUCAUGAUGGUGAACAUAAUUGCCAUCGCCUUUGGCUUCGCCAAGACGAUCUACAGUGAGGUCCCCAAGUGGAGCAAGCUGAUGGGAGGAGCCUUCUUUAGCUUCUGGGUGCUGGCUCACCUCUACCCGUUCGCCAAGGGACUGAUGGGAAGGAGGGGGAAGACUCCCACCAUCGUGUUCGUAUGGUCAGGACUGAUCGCCAUCACCAUAUCACUGCUCUGGAUUGCCAUCAGUCCUCCCAAGGGUAGCGAUGCCUCUUCCCUUGGUUCCACCUUCCAGUUUCCAUGAAAUGAAAUCUUCCAGUGGAUAUAUAUGAUUAAUAUUAGUUGUCAGACUUAACGACAUUGUUUUCAGAUAUCAUAUUGCACGAUCAGUGUUCGAUAGACUAGUAGACUGGGAGAUUAAAGUAUUGUA